GCACAGCACAGAGUGACAGUGAGGUGCCACGCUGUCAGAAGUGUUGCGACGUGGCUCGAGACAGGGAAGGUGAUCAAACAGUGUUACUAAAGGCUGAGCAGGGCUGGCCUUCCGCAAACCAUAGUUCGUGAAUUUUCUUCUGCCGACAAUUGAACGGGCGGCACUUAACCAGAAGUUCGCUGGCGGCGUGUUUAGCACCGACGCCGGAGAAAGAAGAGUCAGGCCCCACCAAGACUCAGAUCUCACAUCACUAGAAAGUCGCGCAUACCUCACUCACGAUACUAACGCAUCCAAUUGCUGCAUACAGCAACUUCCUGCCUGAUAACUACAUACACCACAAUUCGAUUCUCUCUUCUGGAAUACAAGAAAACACGCACGCGACCAACAUGUCUGGCAUCACCAAUGGUCACAGGAGCGAGGUUGAGCGGAUAGCGAACCAUACCGAGGAGAAGCACCUGCCGGGCGGCUGGGUUGUCCUCAAGUUUGGAGGAACGAGUGUUGGAAAGUUUGCGGAGAAUAUAGCGGGCAUUGUCAAGGCUGGCAACCAGACCAACCGCACCGCUAUCGUCUGUUCUGCGCGCAGCACCAAGAACAAGACCGAAGGCACCACCAACCGCCUCCUCCGUACCGCCCGCGCCGCCGAGGAGCAGGGCCACCGCGGCUACGAUGACAUUGUCGAGGCCAUCCGCGUUGACCACAUCCAGGCUGCGAAGGACACCAUUCAGAGCGCCGACGUCCUCGCUGCCUUCACCGACGAGGUCAACGCCGAAUGCGAGAGCCUCACCAAGAUCCUGGAGUCGGCGCAGCACUUGGAGGAAGUCACCAACCGCGUCGAGGACAAGAUCAUUGCGAAGGGCGAGAAGCUUAGCUGCCGCUACAUGGCUGCGCUGCUCAACAACUGUGGUACUCCUGCCCAAUUUGUCGACCUCGCCGAUAUCAUCACCUUUCACACUCCGAAGAAGGGCCUGAACGAGCAAUUCUACACAGACCUGGCUGCAGCGCUGGCCAGAGAGGUCGAGGCGUGUGGUGACAAGGUUCCAGUUAUCACUGGCUUCUUUGGAAAUGUACCAGGUGGUCUCUUGAACUCCAUCGGACGUGGGUACACCGACCUCUGUGCUGCGCUGGUUGCAGUUGGUGUUAAGGCUAGGGAACUGCAGAUCUGGAAGGAGGUGGAUGGCAUCUUCACCGCCGACCCUCGCAAAGUCCCCACUGCUGCUCUGCUGCCCAGCGUCACGCCCUCUGAGGCUGCUGAAUUAACCUUCUACGGCUCUGAGGUCAUUCAUCCCUUCACCAUGGAGCAGGUCAUUCGCGCGCGCAUUCCCAUUCGCAUCAAGAACGUCAUGAAUCCCCGUGGCGCUGGCACCAUCAUUUUCCCUGACAACUUGAAGGCGCUGGGGUCCCACUCUCCUCUCAGGGAUUGUCUUUUCCGCACGCGCUCCUCCAGCCUUUUGAGCACCCUCGAUACCCCUAAGCGUCCUACUGCUGUCACCAUCAAGCACAACAUCGUUGUUCUGAACGUUCACAGCAACAAGCGCACUCGUGCUCACGGCUUCUUGAUGAACAUCUUCAGCAUUCUGGAUCGUUGGCACUUGUCUGUAGACCUCAUCUCUUCUUCAGAGGUCCACGUUUCCAUGGCCCUGCACUCUGAGUCCGCCUUGUUGAGCGGCGGCGGCGAGGAUGAGUAUAAGAUCCAAGACAAGGACCUCCAGGGCGCCGUGAACGAUCUAGGCGAACUAGGCGCUAUAGAUAUUGUGCCUGACAUGGCUAUCGUGAGCUUGGUUGGCAAGCAACUCAAGAACAUGAUCGGUAUAUCUGGCAAAUUCUUCAGCGUACUCGGUAACAACAACAUCAACAUCGAGAUGAUCUCGCAGGGUGCUAGCGAGAUCAACAUUUCCUGCGUCAUUGAGGAGCGCGAGGCUGACCGUGCACUCAAUGUCGUCCACACCAACCUUUUCACUUUCCUGGAAUAGACAUGCAUUUGCAUCAGCGGAGUUGGAUACCAUAUCAACCAUCUAGAAGUCUUCUCAAAAUCUCAUCGACGUCCCAAUUUUACCCGUCGCCAUCGUCAUGUUCCACUCUCUUUGAAGCCCUCCGUUCUAGGUUUGAAAUUCCUUUGUUGUGAUCCAU
Molecule: messenger RNA, 2127 nt
Organism: Didymella exigua CBS 183.55
Lineage: Eukaryota; Fungi; Ascomycota; Dothideomycetes; Pleosporales; Didymellaceae
Product: bifunctional aspartokinase/homoserine dehydrogenase
Exons: 3
Coding region: 387-1970 (527 amino acids)
Biological process (GO): amino acid biosynthetic process
Molecular function (GO): aspartate kinase activity
Source: RefSeq, a predicted model, not a curated record